AUACCUGCCUACCAUGUUAUUACACCUCACUCUCUCUCUCUCGCCUACUGCUACCUAUCUGCUACCGUCCUCGUCUUGUGCCCUGAAGAUUGGAUCCGUCGUUGACUCUCUCUUUGAACAGCUGCUUCCUCCUGAAACAGGCAAGAAUAUAUCAAAGCCUCUUCGGUGCUUUCACAAAGCACAGUCAUCUAGAAGCAGUGACACUAGAGUUGUCGAAGCCAAGUGCUAGCUAGUCUCAUAUCAGAGCCUUCUCAACGAAGUAUUUCACAUCUAUCCGGUGUCUCGGGCUCUAUUUAGACCAUUUCUGUGACGUCUUUCUCUCGGACUCACGUGCUCCGCAGCCAGACGCGGGUCUGUAUGAUCAACCGCAAUGGCCACUGAAGCUCACUGUGCGUAUUGCUUCGAGAGUCUCUUGGCGAGUCUCGAAAAGAGACCUGCCCUUAGCCUGAACGAGGUUGAAUCACUAUGGGCUAAGUUCAAGGGCUCGGACACGGGUGACAACUUGGCUGAAGCCUCGGAUGAGCUACGCUCGCCAGCUAUGAACAGACUUCUAGCACCAAGCCCAGCAAGUACAUCGUCAUCCUCUGUGUCGUCCACUUCAGCUUCGACUCCGUUGUCGACCGAGGAGUCUUCAAAGUCCUCUUCCAGAUCAUCACUGUCUUCCAGCAUCAAGAAGACUGAGCAUGAGGAGUUCCCCUUGUUCGUGACUUGGAACACGAUCAGUCGCUCAGGACACAAGAACCUUCGAGGCUGCAUCGGGACCUUCGAGGCACAGGCACUAGACGACGGUUUGCGUAGCUACGCUCUGACAUCCGCCUUCGAAGACACUCGCUUCAACCCAAUCUCCCUCCGCGAAGCCCCAAGCCUUGAAUGCGGCGUGACGCUGCUCACCGACUUCCUCCCCGCCUCCGAUCCCAUGGCCUGGGAGAUCGGCAAGCAUGGCCUGCGCAUCUCGUUUACGUACAACGGGCGGCGCUACGGCUCGACGUAUUUGCCAGACGUGGCGCGCGAGCAGGGCUGGACCAAAGAGGAGACGUUGGUCAGCCUGAUGCGCAAGGCGGGCUGGAACGGGCGCAAGGAUGAGUGGCGCAAGGUAAGUGACCUUAAUGUUGUGACGUACCAGGGAGAUCGCGUCGUGCUGGGGUAUUCUGCAUGGCAGGAAUGGCGGGACUGGGUUGAUGGCAGCAAUGAGGGGAGAUAGACUGCUCAUGGCAUACUGCUUCGCCCAUAGUGCGGGCUUAUGCAUGAUGAAUAGACCGUUUUCUUACUUCCUGUCCUGUUCGCUUGCACAUGCAAGAUGAAAUCGUCAGUACGGAUUCACAAGUCAAGCCUUGACACUGAAGAACUAGGACAUCAUUCAAUCUUUAAUCCUACAAUUCCCAAUCUCACCUCUGCUCGCUCUC
This is a messenger RNA of Pseudovirgaria hyperparasitica, 1403 nucleotides long. RefSeq lists its product as uncharacterized. The record is from RefSeq and is a predicted model, not a curated record. Bases 371 to 1201 code for a protein of 276 amino acids. The transcript is spliced from 2 exons. NCBI's taxonomy places the organism in Eukaryota, Fungi, Ascomycota, Dothideomycetes, Acrospermales, Acrospermaceae.